AUGGACAGAUCAGACAAGCCCAGUAAAAAAAGAGGAAGAACUGAUGAUGAUGAUGAUGGUGGUCAUCGUGGUCCUGGUCGUGGUGGAACGUCUGGUGGCGAAUCUACAGGCAGUUAUAAGAAUAAGGAAGAACAACCUCAGUUUGAGGAGAUGAUGCUCAAAAUGACACUUACACAUGGUUUAUCAUUGCCAGCAUUUAAAUUCAUCAGUGAUACUUCUUGUGGCUUACAUGGCUCUGUUUACAUGGUGAAGUACAAAGAGGAUGAUAAAUUAGCUGCAAUAAAAGAAAUUUGUCAGGACCAUAAAGUCCUUUCCAUAUCUGACAUCAACGAAGCCACUAUGUUAAAAAAGUUAACACCCCAUCAGAACAUUAUGUCAUUGUUGGAUGUAGUUAAUAACAAUGGAAAGUUCUAUCUUGUGUUUGAGUAUUUGGAGUUCGACCUCAGAAGCCUUCUUGAUUCAAGAUUGAUAUCAUUGAUGGAUCAUCAGGUUGCCUCGCUCUCAAAGCAAUUGUUUCAAGGUCUCUAUCACUGCCACCAGAAUAAUAUCCUCCAUAUGGACCUGAAACCUUCGAACAUACUCAUCAGUCAAAAGUUUCAGGUUAAGUUAACGGGAUUUGAUUUCAGUCGACUGAUUUCAGCGAAUGACAGUCUCCCUGACGUUAGCAAGGGGGAAAGUUUGAACUACCGGGCGCCUGAAGUUCUGCAGGAUAGUGAAGAUUAUAGAAUGGUUGCUGACGUCUGGAGCUGUGGAUGCAUCAUCGGUGGGACGUUCAAUGGAACGGACGUCUUUAUUUCCGAGAACAAAUUAGAACAACUGAAUGACAUUUACGAAUUAUGCGGCCCUCCUCCAUCUCGCCAUUCCUCUAAUGCCAACUCGCCAUCGCAACCCGAUCAGAAGCAGGCCAUAGUCUGUCAAAGACACGUUAGAAAGCUAUUCAGAUCUGUGCCAGCCGCUGCCCUGGAUCUGCUAGACAGCAUCUUGGUUGUCGAUCCACUUAUCCGAAUUUCUGCUGAAGAGGCUUUAGGUUCUGACUGGCUGAAAGAUGUCAAUCCCGAGAGAGUGAAACCUCCUAAACUCCCUACUGUUCGAGAGUAUGGAAAGUUUUGUCAAAUCUACCGAAACAACGGAAUUUAG
Helobdella robusta is the source of this 1137-nucleotide messenger RNA. RefSeq lists its product as hypothetical. The transcript is spliced from 10 exons. The record is from RefSeq and is a predicted model, not a curated record. Gene Ontology annotation, molecular function: cyclin binding; ATP binding; cyclin-dependent protein serine/threonine kinase activity. Lineage: Eukaryota; Metazoa; Annelida; Clitellata; Rhynchobdellida; Glossiphoniidae. Gene Ontology annotation, cellular component: cyclin/CDK positive transcription elongation factor complex; nucleus. The coding region runs from base 1 to 1137 and encodes 378 amino acids. Gene Ontology annotation, biological process: positive regulation of transcription elongation by RNA polymerase II; transcription elongation by RNA polymerase II; protein phosphorylation.